AUGAUUCGAAAUAAACAUUUUACAUAUCGUCAUAAUUUUCUUGUUAAUCCACAUGAAUCUAUGCAUCGAUUGAUGAUACCAUCAAUAUCAGAUUGGAUUUAUGAACAAAAACAACAAUCUUGGUCAAUUCAUCAAUCAUCUGAACAACGAAGUUUUCAUUUACCUUUUCUUCAUCAUCCAUAUACUUUACAAACUACAUCAUUAUCAUUGAAAUCAUCACCUGAUGAAUCAAUCUCUCCAAUAUUAAAUUCAUCGAUUAGCCCAAGAAAACCUUUUCAAUCAAUUUCUCCAAAACAAUCAAUUGCUGAUAAAAAUAAAUCAUCUGUAUUAAAUUUUUCAAUUGAAAGAAUUUUAGGUGAAAAUAGAGCAUCAGUAUCACCACCAAUUGUAAUUCAUCGUCGUGGACAUAAAUCUUUACCAUAUCCGUUACGAAAAGAAAAUGGAAAAAUUAUUUAUGAAUGUGUACAAUGUUAUAAAACAUUUAGUCAAUUAUCAAAUCUUAAAGUACAUUUAAGAACACAUACAAAUGAAAGACCAUUUACAUGUACGCAGUGUCCAAAAUCAUUUACACAAUAUGCUCAUCUUCAAAAACAUACACUUGUUCAUUCAGGUGAACGACCAUAUUCAUGUUUAUAUUGUUCAAAACGAUUUUCAUCAACAUCAAAUUUAAAAACACAUCUUCGUUUACAUACAGGUGAUAAACCAUAUCUAUGUCCAAAUAAUACAUGUUCAGCACGGUUUACUCAAUUAGUUCAUUUAAAAUUACAUAUAAAAACUCAUUUAGAUGAACAACCUAUAGCAUCAACAUCGAAUAAUAAUAUAACAUUUAAUUCAAUCUUGUAA
Adineta steineri is the source of this 843-nucleotide messenger RNA. The record is from the annotation of a GenBank genome assembly. NCBI's taxonomy places the organism in Eukaryota, Metazoa, Rotifera, Eurotatoria, Adinetida, Adinetidae.